Peromyscus eremicus (cactus mouse) is the source of this 2406-nucleotide messenger RNA. It is a transcript of the gene Atg16l2, whose product is annotated as autophagy related 16 like 2. The record is from RefSeq and is a predicted model, not a curated record. Lineage: Eukaryota; Metazoa; Chordata; Mammalia; Rodentia; Cricetidae. Gene Ontology annotation, biological process: negative stranded viral RNA replication; autophagosome assembly. Gene Ontology annotation, molecular function: protein binding. Gene Ontology annotation, cellular component: autophagosome membrane. The coding region runs from base 194 to 2065 and encodes 623 amino acids. The transcript is spliced from 18 exons.
CCUUCGAGGUAGAAGUUUUGGCCUCAGCAGCACCCGCCUUGGGGCGCCCAGGUGUCCCCCACGAAUGCACUUGGUACCGCCCGGGGAUUCCCCGCCGCCGCUGCCGCCUUGACGUCAAGGAGUCCCCGGGAAGCCCCGCCCCCCUGCUCGGCUCCAGCGAGAGCUGUGCGCCGCGGCCGGGGACUGGGCGGCCAUGGCGGGACCCGGCUCCCCCGGCGGCCCCUCCGCGCCCGCCGCCGUCUGGAAGCGCCACAUCGUGCGGCAGCUGCGGCAUCGGGACCGCACGCAAAAGACGCUCUUCCUGGAGCUCGUGCCGGCUUAUAACCACCUCCUAGAGAAGGCUGAACUGCUAGCCAAGUUCUCAGAAAAGUUGAAGUCAGAGCCAGAGGAUGUCACCUCCACCCCGCAUCGGGACUGCUGGGGGCAGUUCUCCCGGCCUGCCUCUGACCGGGUCUCCUCAGCAGCCUCUCUGAGGAUGAAGUGGCAGCAGGAGGAGAAGGAACUGCAGCUGGUCUGUGGUGAGAUGGCCUACCAGGUGGUGAAGAAGAGCGCAGCCCUAGACACCCUGCAGUCACAGCUGGAGGAGCGCCAGGGCAGGCUGGAAGCCCUGCAAGCCUGCGUGGUACAGCUAAGCGAGGCGCGGGCGCAGCAGACCCGGCAGCUGGAGGAACUGCAGGCGGAGAACGCAGCGCAGAGAGAAGCCUACCGGGCGCUGCUAGAGCAAGCAGCACACCAGGAGGCCGCACUGCGCAGGCUCCAGGAGGAGGCACGGGACCUGCUGGAGCGGCUUGUGCAGCGUAAAGCGCGUGCGGCUGCCGAGUGCAAUCUGCGUAAUGAGCGAAGAGAGAGGGCCAACCAAGCCCGGGUGUCCCAGGAGCUGAAGAGAGCGGCUAAGCGGACUGUGAGCAUCAGCGAGAUCCCAAACACUCUAGAAGGUGGGGCCAGGGAGGAGCCUGCACCUCUAUCUCCUGUUGCUACACCCGAGUUCCUGGAGAGUGAGACUUGUGAGAAAUGGAAGAGGCCUUUCAGGUCUGCCUCGGCCACCUCUCUGACACUGUCCCGCUGUAUGGAUGUGGUGAAGGGGCUGCUGGACUUCAAGAAGAGGCGAGGUCACUCGGUUGGGGGUGCCCCUGAGCAGCGGUACCAAAGCAUUCCUGUGUGUGUAUCUGCUCAGAUUCCUACCCAGGCUCAGGAUGUCUUGGAUGCCCAUCUCUCUGAGGUCAAUGCUGUUUGUUUCGGCCCCAACAGCAGCCUCCUGGCCACUGGAGGGGCUGACCGGCUUAUCCACCUCUGGAAUGUCGUGGGAGGUCGCCUGGAGGCCAACCAGACCCUCGAAGGAGCUGGUGGCAGCAUCACCAGUGUGGAUUUUGACCCCUCGGGCUCCCAGGUUUUGGCAGCUACUUACAACCAGGCUGCCCAGCUCUGGAAGGUGGGGGAGACACAGUCCAAGGAAACGUUGUCUGGACAUAAGGACAAAGUGACAGCUGCCAAAUUCAAGCUAACAAGGCAUCAGGCAGUGACUGGGAGCCGGGACCGGACUGUGAAGGAAUGGGACCUGGGCCGCGCCUACUGUUCCAGGACCAUCAAUGUACUUUCCUACUGUAAUGACGUGGUGUGCGGCGACCACAUCAUCAUCAGUGGCCACAAUGACCAGAAGAUCCGGUUCUGGGACAGCAGGGGCCCCCACUGCAUCCAGGUCAUCCCUGUACAGGGCCGGGUUACCUCCCUGAGCCUCAGCCAUGACCAGCUGCAUCUGCUUAGCUGUUCCCGAGACAAUACACUCAAGGUCAUCGACCUGCGAAUCAGCAAUAUCCGACAGGUGUUCAGGGCGGAUGGCUUCAAGUGCAGUUCUGACUGGACCAAAGCUGUGUUCAGCCCUGACAGAGGCUAUGCGCUGGCAGGCUCCUCAAAUGGAGCCCUGUACAUCUGGGAUGUGGACACUGGGAAACUGGAGAGCAGCCUACAGGGACCGCACUGUGCCGCUGUCAACGCUGUGGCCUGGUGCUUCUCUGGGAACCAUGUUGUGAGUGUGGACCAAGGCAGGAAGGUGGUGCUCUGGCACUAGGGGCACAGUUUCCCUGUAUGGACUGGAGCUGUGUUCUGAAGCCCGAAGCCAGAGAACGGCCUGCUUCUGAUCAGGACUCCAGAGCUGCGCUUUGACUCAACUGCAGAUCUUAUGUGAGGGCCUGGCAGGACCCGGCCUGUUCGUUUAAAAUCAAAGUGUGAGUCACGGAUUACAAUUUUUUAAAAGUCUCCGGGUGGUGAUGGCACACGCCUUUAACCCCAGCACUCGGGAGGCAGAGGCAGAGGCAGAUCUCUGUGAGUUCGAGGCCAGCCUGGACUACAGAGUGAGUUCCAGGACAGGGCUCCAAAGCUAUACAGAGAAACCCUGUCUCAAAAAGUCAA